Molecule: messenger RNA, 2621 nt
Organism: Myxocyprinus asiaticus (Chinese sucker)
Lineage: Eukaryota; Metazoa; Chordata; Actinopteri; Cypriniformes; Catostomidae
Gene: poglut1
Product: protein O-glucosyltransferase 1
Exons: 12
Coding region: 235-1242 (335 amino acids)
Biological process (GO): protein O-linked glycosylation; positive regulation of Notch signaling pathway
Cellular component (GO): endomembrane system
Molecular function (GO): UDP-glucosyltransferase activity; UDP-xylosyltransferase activity
Source: RefSeq, a predicted model, not a curated record
GGGCUGCCCAUACUUUCCCUCAUGCUUUUUCUGAAUGGAUUUAAACUAUGUUCUUCGGAUAACAAUCAUUGUGAAUCACGUUUAAAAUCUCCAGAUACGUCUGGGAUUUUUUAAAGACCUUGAAGAGGUUUCCAGAGAAUACAGGACUGCAAACGUUGGCAGUCAUACAUCAGCAAAAUCUCAGAAGCCACAAAGAACUACCAGCCAUGCAUUCAGGAGAACUGCAGCUGUCAUAUGAGUGUCCUGAAAGAUGACCUGAGGCUGUUAAGAAACGGCAUAUCUGAGGGGCUGAUGGCAGACACAGUCCAAAGAGGUCUUGGCACACACUACCAGAUUAUCGGUCACAAGCUGUUCAGAGAACAAAGCUGCAUGUUUCCAGCAAGAUGCAGUGGUGUUGAGCACUUUAUCCUAAAAGUGAUUGACAGGUUACCAGAUAUGGAGGCGGUGAUUAAUGUGCGUGACUAUCCUCAGGUUCCUGGAUGGGUUCAGCCACCCCUGCCUGUACUUUCCUUUAGCAAGACAUCAGACUAUCAGGACAUUAUGUACCCUGCAUGGACGUUCUGGGAGGGAGGUCCUGCUGUAUGGCCCAUUUACCCCACUGGAUUGGGCCGCUGGGACCUGAUGAGGAAUGACCUGAAAAAAUCAGCUGAACGGUGGCCCUGGAAGAAGAAAAGUCCCAAAGGAUUCUUUAGAGGUUCUAGGACCAGUUCAGAGAGGGACCCUCUGAUCCUUCUGUCUCGAGAGGCCCCUGACCUUGUGGAUGCAGAGUAUACCAAGAACCAGGCCUGGAAGUCAGAGAAGGACACUCUUGGGAGACCCCCAGCUAAGGAGAUUCCCCUAGUUGACCACUGUGAAUACAAAUACCUCUUUAACUUCAGAGGUGUUGCUGCUAGUUUUCGUUUCAAACAUCUAUUCUUAUGUGGCUCACUGGUUUUUCAUGUUGGCGAGGAAUGGCUUGAGUUCUUCUAUCCACAACUCAAGCCCUGGGUUCACUAUAUUCCUGUCAAACAGGACUUGUCUGACCUCAGAGAGCUGCUUCAAUUUGUGAAAGAAAAGGAUGGUGUGGCAAAAGAAAUCGCCAUGAGGGGCCAGACGUUCAUUCUGCAUCACCUUCGCAUGGAGGAUGUAUCUUGUUACUGGGAGAGGCUGCUCACUGACUUCAGCAAGCUACUAAAAUACAAGCCCAAGAGGAAAACAAACUACAAUCAGGUCAUCCACAGACCUAGCAGAUCUGAACUCUGACAGUAGAAAAUCAUAAUGGGGGAAAUUGUUUUCCUUAGUCUAGCUCUAUUCAUUCUUUUGAAAUCCACCACUGCUCUUUUUGGCUUUAAACUGGCCUAAACAGGUUAAGAGUAUUUGGAGGCAGCUCUGGGUAGUUAAUUCUGCCAAGUCAUAUGUCUCUCAGACAAUCCAUAUUGUCAAUGUUAAGAAUCAAGAAAGGUUUUAAUACCUGUUAAACCUAAUCUUUUUGGAUUCCAUGCACCUGUCUACAUAUUCAAAAAGGCAGGACUGUAAUCAACCUGUCCAGACCCUCGUCCUGUGGAUGUCUGGAGUAUUUCACAGCUACAAUGUGCUUUGUCUUCUUUAUAGUAGUCAUUAAUCUCAACAAAGUUGUUCUUUUUUUAAGGUGUGGUGUGAAGUGUGUAAGGGGUGUUGCGCACAAAAAUAAUUUGUGGAAACAAUAGACUUCAACUUGCCAAAACAUUUUUCCUUAGAAAUGAACUGGUUUAUUGUGGCCUUGUUGAUUGGGAGUUGUUUCAGUACACACUUCUCGACCCUCUUUAACAAAGGAAGUUUUUUUCAGCUACAGAACUUUCUUCUCCAGUUGGGUGUUUUUGUUUGUAAAUAAUUUGACAUUGCAGUGUUAUAGGGUAAUUAAAGUUGAAUAAUGUUAACAAUCUUUAAUCUUACUCUACUCCUCACAUGCCAUAAGUUUUAUAGUAGUCACACAAAGGAUUUGAGUAUUCUGUUUUCUAAUGUCAAACUGGAGCCAGUUUAAAUCUUGAAGUCUGAGUCCAUCAGUUUUCACCAUAAAAUCACAUUCAAUAAAUUGUAAUUAAAUGGAACAAUCAUAAGACAAGUUUGUAAUGUAUAUUUCAUAAACUGCUUUAAGUCUUGAAUAUUUUUUAUCCAGUUCUAGAGCAGCAAGCAUUUUUAUUUUAUUUGGUUUUUUGUUUUGUGAAAAGAAAUCUCAAAUCCAGGCAGCCUCAUGAUUAGUGUUUUGGAUGAACUGACAGUUCCACAAAGAAUGUAACUUAACAUGCAUUCAUUUGUCACUACCAGUAAAACAUCUGUACUGCACAAGUUAUUAGUUGUAACAUUUUGAUUUACUUAAUUUGUUGGCAAAAUUCAGCACGUAAGUGCCACUCUGAAAACAUUUGAAUGUAAACAUUUUCAAAAGAGAAUGUUUGGACAUUUACAGACAAGCUUUUUCUUUGAAAUACAGAAUAGAGCCAAACUGGUACCGAGAUGUUGAAUAUGUUCUAGUAUUCUAUUAGAUUGUGUCAUUGUGUCUGUUGAUUUGAAAUUGUUUUCUCUCAGUCCACUAUUUUUCUAUGUCAGACAAAGUUUGAAGUAGUUUGUGGUAAUCUAGAACAAUAAAAGGCUUUGAUUUAUCUUCG